Stereum hirsutum FP-91666 SS1 is the source of this 597-nucleotide messenger RNA. RefSeq lists its product as uncharacterized. Bases 1 to 597 code for a protein of 198 amino acids. NCBI's taxonomy places the organism in Eukaryota, Fungi, Basidiomycota, Agaricomycetes, Russulales, Stereaceae. The record is from RefSeq and is a predicted model, not a curated record. The transcript is spliced from 2 exons.
AUGUGGCAGAAGAUAUCCCUCAGAGUUCGAGCGUGCCACCCGGAGACGUCUCGCGUGAGAUCCUCGACGUUUUGCGUAGCAUGGACGAGAGACAGAAGGCUUCAGGUACGCAUAAAAUCUGUGUUUCCAUUCCCCCGAAUCCCUGAUAUUCACGUUCAUUGCUGGUACACAGACGUGUCGAAACAACCGAUCCCUCAGGCUCCUGCGACGAGUGCAGCGGCUUGGUCCCCGUUGCUUCGAGCACAUUUGGAUCACAUACAGCCAACGGUGGAUCGAUGGAGAGGAACGCUCGAUACUAUACUGGUCUUCGUUGCCCUCUUCUCGGCCAUUGUCACGACGUUUUUUGUGCAGUCGCUCGAGGGAUUAUCGCAGGAUCCCGGUGACAGGACGAACGAGCUGCUACUCAACCUAACUGAACUUGUCAUCGCCGUUAGUGGGGUCAACGCGUCCCACCUUACCAUUCAGCCGCCCACAGCUUUUGAGCCCGAAGAGAGUGCAGUCCGUCUCAAUUUCUAUUGGUCUAUUUCUCUAAUCCUCAGCGUGAGAUGCAGUCAUAUUUUGCCGCAUCGAUUGAGGCUCACCAGAGUUAUUCAAUAG